CUUUUCUGUUUCAGUAGGUCUCAUCUCCUUCAGGAAAAUAUGACGUCACACAGCAGCAUGUCUACUAUAAAAUCAUCCUGAGCCUGAAAAGGACAUCAGACUGUCACAAACUAAAUAAGCAAUAUUUGAAUUAAACAUAUCCUGCAGGCUGCACCUGUUUUUAUUGCUCCUUUACGUCAGUUAUGUUCGUUCAGUAACUGAUAGGUUUAAAUUGUCUAUUCGUGUCUUAUUCUGUGACAGACAGACGCUGCUGUAGAUCUAUAAUGAAAUGAUAAAACAUUAGAGCAGUUAUCAGGUGUUUUCCUUCCAACUAUCAAUAUGUAGAUAUUAUAAAGUAAAAGUUUAAACUGGAGCCACGUUAGCCAAAUGUGCCAAAUAACCUUUAAAACUGCUCCUCUACCUGGAAUGAAUCAGCGCUUUAUAAUCCCUCCCUCUUCUUCUUGCUCUCAAACACAACAAGCUCCACUCUGUGCUCAUAUUUCCUUGUUCCCUCCCCUUCAGAUCUACAGUUUGAAGAUGGGUGUAACCAACAUAUAAAGUAGCACAAGAGCUGUCAGGCUCCAUUUAUUGCAGAAACAGGUGUUGUUCAGAUCAAAGUUCAAACUUGUGUCACUUCUCAGAAAGUGAACCUCAGACAGUCGUUGCCACUGAGAGCUGAAAUGGCGCAGAAAGGACAUCAGCUUUACCGAGAAACGUUCUCUUGUUCCAUCUGUCUGGAUCUACUGAAGGAUCCGGUGACUAUUCCCUGUGGACACAGCUACUGCAUGAGCUGUAUUAAAGGCUUCUGGGAUGAAGAGGAUCAGAGGAAGAUCUACAGCUGCCCUCAGUGCAGACAAACCUUCACACCGAGGCCUGUCCUGGUGAAAAACACCAUGUUAGCAGCUUUAGUGGAGCGGCUGAAGAAGACUGGACUACAAGCUGCUCCUGCUGAUCACUGCUAUGCUGGACCUGAAGAUGUGGCCUGUGAUGUCUGCACUGGGAGGAAGCUGAAAGCUCUCAAGUCCUGUCUGGUGUGUCUGGCCUCUUACUGCGAGACUCACCUCCAGUUUCAUUAUGAAUCACCUAGAUUUAAAAAACACAAGCUGGUCGACCCCUCGGAGAAGCUCCAGGAGAACAUCUGCUCUCGUCAUAAUGAGGUGAUGAAGAUGUUCUGCCGUACUGAUCAGCAGAGUAUCUGUUAUCUCUGCUCUGUGGAGGAACAUAAAGGCCACGACACGGUCUCAGCUGCAGCAGAAAGGACUGAGAGGCAGAGAGAGCUCGAGGUGAGUCGACAAAACAUCCAGCAGAGAAUCCAGGACAGAGAGAAAGAUGUGAAGCUGCUUCAACAGGAGGUGGAGGCCGUCAAACGCUCUGCUGAUAAAGCAGUGAAGGACAGUGAGAAGAUCUUCAUUGAGCUGAUCAGUCUCAUCCAGAAAAGAAGCUCUGAUGUGAAGCAGCAGAUCAGAUCCCAGCAGGAAACUGAAGUGAGACGAGUCAAAGAGCUUCAGGAGAAGCUGGAGCAGGAGAUCACUGAGCUGAAGAGGAAAGACGCUGAACUGAAGCAGCUCUCACACACAGAGGAUCACAACCAGUUUCUACACAACUACCCCUCACUGUCACAACUCAGUGCAUCUACAGACUCAUCCAGCAUCAAUAUCCGUCCUCUGAGAUACUUUGAGGAUGUGACAGCAGCUGUGUCAGAGCUCAGAGAUAAACUACAGGACGUCCUGAGGGAGAAAUGGACAAACAUCUCACUGACAGUGACUGAAGUGGACGUUUUACUGUCAGAAGCAGAACCCAAGACCAGAGCUGGAUUCUUAAAAUAUUCAUGUGAAAUCACACUGGAUCCAAACACAGUGAACAAAAAGCUGUUAUUAUCUGAGGGGAACAGAAAAGCAACAUACAUGAGUCAACAACAGUCUUAUUCUCGUCAUCCAGACAGAUUCACUGGGUGGCAGCAGGUCCUGAGUAGAGAGAGUCUGACUGGACGUUGUUACUGGGAGGUGGAGUGGAGAGGGGGAGGAGUUGGUGUGGCAGUCACAUACAAGAAUAUCAGCAGAGCAGGAAACUCAAAGGAAUGUGGAUUUGGAUUUAAUGACAAAUCUUGGAAGUUACAUCGUAACACUAACAGUUAUGAAUUUUGGUUCAACAACAUCUCAACUCGUGUCUCAGGUCCUGGUUCCUCCAGAGUAGGAGUGUACCUGGAUCACACAGCAGGUAUUCUGUCCUUCUACAGCGUCUCUGAAACCAUGACUCUCCUCCACAGAGUCAAGACCACAUUCACUCAGCCUCUCUAUGCUGGACUUUGUCCUUAUUAUUAUGAUGGAGACACAGCUGAGUUGUGUCACAAGAGCUGUCAGGCUCCAUUUACUGCAGAAACACGUGUUGUUCAGAUCGCAGCUCAAACUUGUUUCAUUUCUCAGGAAGUGAAACUCAGACAGUCGUUACCACUGAGAGCUGAAAUGGCGCAGAAAGGAGUUCAGCUAGACCGAGAAACCUUCUCUUGUUCCAUCUGUCUGGAUCUACUGAAGGAUCCGGUGACUAUUCCCUGUGGACACAGCUACUGCAUGAGCUGUAUUAAAGGCUUCUGGGAUGAAGAGGAUCAGUGGGAGAUCUACAGCUGCCCUCGGUGCAGACAGACCUUCACACCGAGGCCUGUCCUGGGGAAAAACACCAUGUUAGCAGCAUUAGUGGAGCAGUUGAAGAAGACUGGACUCCAAGCUGCUCCUGCUGAUCACUGCUAUGCUGGACCUGAAGAUGUGGCCUGUGAUGUCUGCACUGGGAGGAAGCUGAAAGCCCACAAGUCCUGUCUGGUGUGUCUGGCCUCUUACUGUGAGAAACAUCUUCAGUUUCAUUAUGAAUCACCUAGAUUUAUAAAACACAAGCUGGUCGACCCCUCAGAGAAGCUCCAGGAGAACAUCUGCUCUCGUCAUGAUGAGGUGAUGAAGAUGUUCUGUCGUACUGAUCAGCAGAGUAUCUGUUAUCUCUGCUCUGUGGAUGAACAUAAAGGCCACGACACAGUCUCAGCUACAGCAGAAAGGACUGAGAGGCAGAGAGAGCUCGAGGUGAGUCGACAAAACAUCCAGCAGAGAAUCCAGGACAGAGAGAAAGAUGUGAAGCUGCUUCAACAGGAGGUGGAGGCCGUCAAUCGCUCUGCUGAUAAAGCAGUGGAGGACAGUGAGAAGAUCUUCACUGAGCUGAUCCGUCUCAUCCAGAAAAGAAGCUCUGAUGUGAAGCAGCAGAUCAGAUCCCAGCAGGAAACUGAAGUGAGUCGAGUCAAAGAGCUUCAGGAGAAGCUGGAGCAGGAGAUCACUGAGCUGAAGAGGAAAGAUGCUGAACUGAAGCAGCUCUCACACACAGAGGAUCACAACCAGUUUCUACACAACUACCCCUCACUGUCACAACUCAGUGCAUCUACAGACUCAUCCAGCAUCAAUAUCCGUCCUCUGAGAUACUUUGAGGAUGUGACAGCAGCUGUGUCAGAGCUCAGAGAUCAACUACAGGACAUCCUGAGGGAGAAAAGGCAAACAUCAAACAUCUCACUGACAGUGACUGAAGUGGAUGUUUUACUGUCAGAAGCAGAACCCAAGACCAGAGCUGGAUUCUUAAAAUAUUCAUGUGAAAUCACACUGGAUCCAAACACAGCAAACACAUGGCUGUUAUUGUCUGAGGGGAACAGAAAAGCAACAUACAUAAACCAACAAAAGUCUUAUUCUAGUCACCCAGACAGAUUCACUGUUUAUUAUCAGGUCCUGAGUAGAGAGAGUCUGACUGGACGUUGUUACUGGGAGGUGGAGUGGAGCGGGAGAGGAGUUUAUGUAGCAGUCGCAUACAAGAAUAUCAGCAGAGCAGGAAACUCAAAGGAAUGUCAAUUUGGAUUUAAUGACAAAUCUUGGAUGUUAGAUUGUUUUGCUAACAGUUAUACAUUUUGGUUCAACAACAUCCAAACUCGUGUCUCAGGUCCUGGUUCCUCCAGAGUAGGAGUGUACCUGGAUCACACAGCAGGUAUUCUGUCCUUCUACAGCGUCUCUGAAACCAUGACUCUCCUCCACAGAGUCCAGACCACAUUCACUCAGCCUCUCUAUGCUGGACUUCGGCUUUGUUAUAAUGAUGGAGUCACAGCUGAGUUGUGUAAACUCAAAUAGACAGAAGUCAUUUCAGACUUCAUGUGUCAGAUUCUGUUGUAAUUCUUCAUGUUUUUGUCUC
Messenger RNA from Thunnus maccoyii (southern bluefin tuna), 4185 nucleotides. RefSeq names its product E3 ubiquitin/ISG15 ligase TRIM25-like. The record is from RefSeq and is a predicted model, not a curated record. The transcript has 2 exons. Gene Ontology annotation, molecular function: zinc ion binding; protein binding. Lineage: Eukaryota; Metazoa; Chordata; Actinopteri; Scombriformes; Scombridae. Bases 660 to 4124 code for a protein of 1154 amino acids.